CACACUUUUGAACACAAGUACCAAGCUUCACAACAAUGUCUAUUGUAACUGAUGAGUUGAGAGCCAAGGCUGAUGAGCUCUAUCAUGGUGAUGCUAUCUGCCAGGAGAAGUCAAAGUUCUUGCUAACUGAGAAGGGACUCCCCAAUGGGCUCCUUCCCAUGAAGGACAUGGUGGAAUGUGGCUACAUCAAAGAGACUGGCUUUGUUUGGCUCAAGCAGAAGAAGAGCACCACCCACAAGUUUGAGAAGGUUGGGAGGCUGGGAAGCUAUGCAACUGAGAUAACAGCCUAUGUUGAGAAGGGCAAGAUCAAAAAGCUGACUGGUGUCAAGACCAAGGAGCUCAUGAUCUGGGUGUCACUCAGUGACAUCUACUUGGAAGAUGGUGGGAAGAUCACCUUCAAGUCCCCUACAGGGCUAUCCAGGACAUUUCCUGCCUCGGCCUUCGAGCUUGAUGGACCAGAUGGUGGCAAGGUUGUGGAGGAGCACGAGGACGUCCCGGAAGCUGUGGAAGUCUAGGCUCACUGCUAUAGAUUUCAAGGUGUAUAUUCUGUUUUUAGUACUACUACCAUAGCCGAGAUGAAGGCUUUGGCUUUAUUUUCAUGAUCUGUUUUGAUGAUCAUAUGUAAUGCUGUUGUUUUCAAGUACUCCUACCAGUGCUGUUAUCUUCAUAUGUAAUAAAAUUUACAUUUCCUGUUAUAUGUAGUUUAUGUUGUGAAAAAAGGCAAGAGAUAUGUAAUGUCUUUUUCAGGGCUUGGCACA
Fragaria vesca subsp. vesca is the source of this 758-nucleotide messenger RNA. RefSeq lists its product as uncharacterized. The transcript has a single exon. Lineage: Eukaryota; Viridiplantae; Streptophyta; Magnoliopsida; Rosales; Rosaceae. The record is from RefSeq and is a predicted model, not a curated record. Bases 36 to 515 code for a protein of 159 amino acids.